This is a messenger RNA of Exaiptasia diaphana, 1981 nucleotides long. Its product is annotated as creatine kinase B-type. Gene Ontology annotation, biological process: phosphocreatine biosynthetic process. Gene Ontology annotation, molecular function: creatine kinase activity. Bases 586 to 1827 code for a protein of 413 amino acids. NCBI's taxonomy places the organism in Eukaryota, Metazoa, Cnidaria, Anthozoa, Actiniaria, Aiptasiidae. The transcript has 3 exons. The record is from RefSeq and is a predicted model, not a curated record.
UACUCUGGAUUAUAUUGAUCGUUUUCAAUCAUUCUCAUGAAAAGAUAAGAGACCGGCGGCCAUGUUGGAGGAGUGAGCAAUAGAUACUAAUGAGAAAUCCUUUGUUAAAGUUCCUCCAAGAUGGCCGCUGUGACGUAACUUUAAACGAAGAAUUCCUUUAAUCGAACGUUUAUUUACUUUGUUUAUUUAUUUAUUUAUUUAUUUUUUAUUAUUAUUUUUAAGGGGAUCAUCAGAUUGUGCUCCCUGCCGAAUUUUGUAACGCAUAGUUGCAUAAUCACUGUGUUCCAAGUUCGCGAAUAAGGCUUUUGAGACGCGCGCGCAUUUAAAAGAAACAGGAAGCCCAAUUAUAAUACAUACAGYAAUCAUUCUUCCAUCUCAGACUGGCCUCAAAAUAAAGUCCGCUGCACAUUCUUCUACACCGAAAGAUCCAGUGAAAUUUAAUGAAUGAGAUGGCCUUAACUAUUACAAGUAUUUAAAUGUUUGAUCAUUSAAACUCCCCUAAUUAUAAGUUAAUGAUUAAAUUAAUUACGUCAUCAAUCAUUAAGUGUUCYAUAGCCUUCAACUGGAAAGACCUUUGCGUUAAAGAUGUCGUUUUUUGGAAUUUGUCGCGCACGUUUCACGACUCUUGCAAUAGGCCUKGGGGGCGCGACAAUUGCAGCUGCRAUAAUUGCUUCACGCUACAACAACGUCCUGGCUCGGGAUGGGGGAAGGCGCGCCUAUGAAAAGUUUUCAGCCAUGGCUGACUAUCCUGACCUAAGACAUCACAAUAACUUAAUGGCCAAGCACUURACUCCAAGAGUGUAUGCAAAACUAAGGAAUCAGGCUACGGGAUCCGGAUUUACUCUUGAUCAAGCUAUUCAAACYGGUGUGGAUAACCCUGGGCACCCUUUUAUCAGUACYGUUGGUCUUGUAGCUGGGGACGAGGAGUCCUACGAAACMUUUGCUGAGCUKUUUGAUCCCGUCAUUCAAGAAAGACAUGGCGGUUUUAGGAAGACAGACAAGCACAAGACGGAUUUAGAUUCGUCAAAAAUCCGWGGAGGAAAGUUUGACGAGAAGUAUGURCUUUCUUCCCGUGUGAGAACUGGUCGAUCAAUCCGUGGCUUCAGCCUUCCACCACACUGUACACGUGCAGAGCGCAGAGAGGUUGAGCAUAUUGUAACAGACGCUCUUGAUGGAUUAAAAGGUGAUUUACAAGGACAGUAUUAUCCAUUGAACGGCAUGAGUGAACAAGAGCAACAACAGUUGAUCGAUGAUCACUUCCUCUUCGAUAAGCCCGUCUCCCCACUUUUGACAUGCGCAGGGAUGGCACGUGACUGGCCCGACGCGCGAGGAAUCUGGCAUAAUUGUCACAAGAAUUUUCUUAUUUGGAUCAACGAAGAGGAUCACACGCGAGUUAUCUCCAUGGAAAAAGGCGGUAACAUGCGUGCAGUGUUUGAUCGAUUUUGCCGUGGACUUAAUGAGGUCGAACGUUUGAUCAAACAAAAGAACCACGAGUACAUGUGGAACCAACAUCUUGGUUACGUCUUGACUUGCCCUAGUAACCUAGGCACAGGACUACGAGCUGGCGUGCAUGUCAAACUUCCAAAUCUCGCUAAGGAUAAAAGACUGGACACUAUUCUUGACAAACUUCGUCUUCAGAAGCGCGGGACCGGAGGAGUGGACACCGCUGCCGUAGGAGGGAUCUUCGAUAUUUCCAACUCGGACCGACUUGGUUUCUCCGAGGUUGAGUUAGUCCAGAAGGUCAUUGAYGGAGUCAACUUGUUAAUUGAUAUGGAAAAGAGAAUGGAGARGGGYAAGACCAUCGAUGACCUCAUUCCUGGAAAGUAAAUCAUGGAAUCAAUAGAAAAAAAGAGACUUCUCGAUGUAUUAACUGGACUUAACAGUAUAAAAGAUAAAUGUUUAUCUAUGACCUCUAAAUGUCGAAUAAAGGAAAUGUAAUUUCGCACUGUAAAAUAAACUCCACGCGYCAUUKCCUCAUUCA